AUGACGGUAAACAUCACGACAGACACGGAUUUCGUUCCGCACCCGCAAAAAACCGAAGCGAACACUUCGGCGCCGAUUGUGGCCGAAACUAUGCAACAUGCAGAUGUAAAACUGUCGAAAGUACUUUUCACCGGCGAAGGCUCAUCUCAAGUCCUUUUGCUCGGAAAAGGGCGUGGAAGGUGUGUGGCGUUGUGGGAACGCGACGAUGGCAUCGAUCCGUUCAGAAUUCUGUCGAUUAAGAAUUCAGAAGUCGAUCCGAACGAUGCUUGCAAAAUGCCCGAAAAUCGAGUCUGCGUCGGGUAUGCUGACGGAUCACUGGCGGUUUUCAACACAGCCAAAGAGGACUUGACACUGAUGUCACGAAUCCCGUCAGUACACGAUGGAAGUGCGAGUCGAGCGAUUUGUCGCAAUGGAAAUGGUGUUUUGAGCGCCUCAUCGAACGGAACGCUUUCAGAUGUUGAUGUGGAGACUGGCAAGGCCAGAACCGUGUUUUCGGGACAAGCUGGAAUCCGGUCGAUUUGCACCUCAUUCGGCUCGAAUGUUGUGACUGCCGGCGAUUCGAACGGACAAAUCACAAUUUGGGAUUUAAGAGAGAAUAAUGGGGAACCCUCACUGGACCCGAUCAAACUUCUGAUUCCAUCGAAGAAGGCGUUGGACGCGGUCUCUUCUCUUUGUACUCAUCCGGCUCAAUCGAAUUUGAUUUGUUGUGGAACAGAUGAUGGAAUAGUCGGAUUAAUUGAUGCAAGGAAUGUUCGUGGAGCAAGUAUCACGUCGACAUAUUUAGUUGCGAAGAAGGGAAUCACUCAGACAAUGUUUCAUCCAACUUGUGCUGAUAGUCUUCUCGUAUCGGCAAAUGAUGGCAGCUUGAUAAGGAUUGAUGCAUCCGCGGCUCCGAUCGCCAUGGGCUCUCGCUCUCAGAAGGAUGUGAUCUGGUUGGAAGGAGAGUUGGCGAAUUCGCUUCGUCUCGAUCCCAUUCGAAAUGAAUCAAUUUUUCCGAUCUCCUCAUUCGACAUCCACUCGGAUACUGUAGUUGCAGCCAGUUCGAUUGGAAUGGUCUCACUCUAUCAACAACUUCCAUUCUACCCGAAUAACACCGUUUUUGGACGUGUCUAG
Molecule: messenger RNA, 1113 nt
Organism: Caenorhabditis remanei
Lineage: Eukaryota; Metazoa; Nematoda; Chromadorea; Rhabditida; Rhabditidae
Exons: 8
Coding region: 1-1113 (370 amino acids)
Cellular component (GO): nuclear pore outer ring
Molecular function (GO): protein binding
Source: RefSeq, a predicted model, not a curated record